AUGGUCGACGUCGAGGUAGCAAUCCCUGCCGCGAUGGCUCCCCAUGAUGUGGAUGUGGAGCAGACAUCUACGGCUCUCACAACAACCAAUAAUGAGGUCGCGACGACGGGAGAGCGCAAGAUGAAGAAGAUCAUUCGCAAAAAGAAGCGUCCAGCUCGACCCCAAGUCGAUCCCUCGACCAUGAAAUCCGAGCCUCCUCCGCAGACAGGCACAAUCUUCAAUAUCUGGUAUAAUAAAUGGUCAGGUGGGGAUCGGGAAGACAAAUAUUUGUCGAAGACUGCAGCCGCUGGACGAUGCAAUGUGGCGAAGGACACCGGAUACACGAGAGCGGACAAAGUUACUGGUAGCUAUUUCUGCCUGUUCUUUGCGCGCGGAAUCUGUCCAAAAGGCCAAGAGUGCGAAUAUUUGCACAGAUUACCUGGUAUCCAUGACAUGUUCAACCCAAAUGUGGAUGUCUUCGGCAGAGACAAACAUUCGGAUUACAGAGAUGAUAUGGGAGGUGUUGGAAGUUUCAUGAGGCAGAAUCGCACAAUCUAUGUUGGACGGAUUCACGUCAGCGACGACAUCGAGGAGGUUGUGGCUAGGCACUUUGCAGAAUGGGGACAGGUUGAGCGCAUCCGCGUUCUGAAUACAAGGGGCGUUGCAUUCAUCACAUACUCGAACGAAGCAAACGCGCAAUUCGCAAAAGAAGCUAUGGCACAUCAAUCGCUUGAUCAUAACGAGAUUCUCAACGUUCGAUGGGCGAGCGCGGACCCUAAUCCUAUGGCACAGAAGCGCGAGGUACGGAGAAUUGAGGAGCAGGCGGCAGAGGCAGUGCGAAGAGCAUUGCCAGCAGAGUUUGUAGCAGAGAUUGAGGGACGUGAUCCAGAAGCACGAAAACGGAAGAAGAUCGAUGGGGGGUUUGGCUUGGCGGGUUACGAAGCUCCCGACGACAUCUAUUUUGCCAGAAGUGCAAACGCAGUUAAUCCAGUCGGAAGGCAAGGACUAGAGCUGGAGGACGAGCAACGCUUAAUGAUCGAAGCUGACCAGCGGUUGAUGAUUGAGGCUGACCAGGUGGAGAGAGAGGAGGCAGAGGAGAAUGGCAUAUUCUCGAAUAGUACUUUGGCAGCUUUGAAAGGCGCCCAGGCGGUGGCUCCGACGCCGAAACCCCCGGCUCCAUCUGGUCCUCUGGUUGCGUAUGAUAGUGAUAGUGAUUGA
Molecule: messenger RNA, 1197 nt
Organism: Cadophora gregata
Lineage: Eukaryota; Fungi; Ascomycota; Leotiomycetes; Helotiales; Ploettnerulaceae
Gene: CWC2
Product: Pre-mRNA-splicing factor
Exons: 2
Coding region: 1-1197 (398 amino acids)
Cellular component (GO): U2-type catalytic step 2 spliceosome; Prp19 complex; U2-type catalytic step 1 spliceosome
Molecular function (GO): pre-mRNA binding; metal ion binding; U6 snRNA binding
Source: RefSeq, a predicted model, not a curated record